UGGAACUUGUAUAGCUGCAGGACCUAUAUGUGUACGACACCUGACGUUACAUUAUCUGACAUAUACAUCUAUGUCAAGUACACAAUCAGGCGUGAAAAUCAGACAAUUUCCACCCGGCUAUUCCUUAUCAACUAAAUGGCUACUUAAUGUCAGUCUCACAUCUAGUAUUUAAGUGAGCAUAAACUACAAGUGAAAUCAUUCGGUCUCUGCACAUCUCAGACACCUACAAGUCAGAAGUUUGCUAUACUGUCUUUUUUUUUGUUAGACUUUGCUUGGUAAAACAUGAAUAGUAGUAGUGAUUACGAUUCUGAAACUCUAAAGGAGCUCGCAAGGAUAGAGGAGCAAGCAAGAGUUAAACAUCUUUUAAAGAAAAAAGCUGAGAAGAUACGAGAGGAAAGGGAAGCCGCCCUUAAAAGACGGGAAGAAACCAUAAAAAGGCGGGCACAGGAGCAAGCAAAGAAGCGAGAGGAGGUAUUGGAGGAUCGUAGAGAGCUUGAAGAGUUAAGAAAAGAAAUAGAAGAGUUAAAUAGGUUGGCGACAGAGGGUAAGUUUGACAAAGAAGAGGCAGACCCAAACAAAGAGGAAGAAGAUCGGAAUGUACAGGGAACGAAAGGGGUGAGUUUUAUAUACACGAAAUAUCAUGUUUCUCUAUAAGAUAGAAAUAUGCAUUUAAAUAGCAUGAUAUUUGUUUACGCGUCAAAUCUAAUUAUUUCUUCUUCUUCUUCUUCUUCUUACUUUCCCACCACGCAGAAGGGAGGUGUAAGAAACAGAAAAGGGGGGAAAUAUGUACUGCUCCGGAGGCAGAAGAAGGUAGCACGCGUGAUACCGUUAGGGACACAAGUAAUAGAAAUCGAUUAAGUACUGUUUUAGACGAAACCGCUGGGCCUUCUUCAGAUUCGCAUGGAAACAUAAACCAUUGUAAAUUUUGCGGCAGUCAAUUUGAAAAUGAGCACUAUCUAAAAGAACAUUUGGAAAGAAAACAUUUAAAAACAGAACAAGACAGCGACGACGAGGAUGAGGCAUAUCUAAACUUAAAAAGAAAAUACAAGAAAAUCAUUAACAUGGGUCACCGCAGGGGGAACGUUCAGGAUCACUAUAACUUUCCCGUCGAACAUCUUUCAAUAGAGGCACUAGAAAAUCAGAUGUUACACAUUUUCAGGCAACAGUCAAACACAUUCAAAGUUAAUUUGUCCUUUGGGUUCGCGUUAACAGAUAUUGAAGGAAGUAUGAGGUACUUUUACCCACACAACAAUGAAACUGUUCUUGACCAACCAAUGUUGAUAUCUGAAUUGAGAGACGUUCGACGAUUGAUUGACAGACUGAGGGAGACUGAUUUGCUGGCGACUGUUUUCAGUCAGAGACCUUCGACGAAAUGGCGGGUAUACCGCGUAACAAAUGUCCGCUGGACAGUGACGCGCACCAGUUUUCCUUUAGGGGCGCAAGUGACUUUGCCAGAUUUCAUUAAAAACUUGAAUUCCGUAAUCAACCUGACGCAUGAUCGAAACACGGGUCGCCCUUUUACUGACAACUUGUGCAUUUUUCGCUGCCUUGCGUAUGAUAGAGUCCGCGAUACAAAAAAUAUAGAACGAACUACACAUAAGUUAUUUCGAGAUUACACGGAGGACAAGUUCAGCUCGGAAACAUACCCGGGCACCCCUCUCUCGGAAAUCGGAAAUAUAGAAAAGCAUUUCUCCGUCAAUAUCAACGUGUACAGACUGAGCGAAACUGGUGACGUCACGUUCGUUUGGCGCAGCACAGAACGUUAUCAACAUACAAUUAGUUUAAAUCAAUUUGAAAACCAUUUGAGUUUUAUCAAAUCAUUGUCUGUUUACAGUAAAAAGUAUAGGUGUCGUUCCUGUGAUAAAAUGUUUACAUCCGCUUACUCACUCCGUCGUCAUGAGAAAACAUGCGAGAACGCAACCAAAUUUGUAUUUCCAGGUGGAUACCACUCCAUCAUUCCGACAAUACACGAAAACUUGGAAAGUUUUGGCUUUACUGUAGAAAAUGAUGAUAGAUUUUAUUCUUAUUUUAUCACUUUCGAUUUCGAGUCAAUGCUUAGGAGGAGUGACACAUAUUUGCAUGAGCACAUUCCUGUUUCGUGUAGCGUUUGCUCCAACGUACCCGGUUACGAGAGCCCACACUGUAUUGUAGACGAGAACAGUCCUGACGCUUUAGUAGAAAAGUUUGUAAACUACCUGACUGAAAUUCAAUGCAUGGCCGCUGAACGAACGAGAGAACGGUUCAACGAUAUACUUGAGAGGAUGGACGAGGAAAUAGUUGAUAGCGACGACGUCGGCGACGAUGACGACGACGAAACACCUACAGACAGACAUAGACACAAUCAGUUGUUUAAGUUACGGGACGAUUUGAAUAGAUACAUUGACCAGAUUCCUGUGAUAGGUUUUAAUUCUGCAAAAUACGACAUCAAUUUGAUAAAAACAAAAUUAGUCAAACAUCUAAAUCUGAUGGAGGACAAGGCCAGUUUUGUUGUGAAGAAAUGUAAUCAGUACAUGUGCAUCUCUAGUGAAAGAUUUCGAUUUAUAGACAUUAGCAAUUUUUUAGCAGCUGGUAGUUCCUAUGAUCAAUUUAUCAAGGCAUAUCAUCCGGGGGAAAUGAGAAAGGGGUAUUUCUGUUAUGAGUUUUUAGAUUCACCCGAAAAGCUCAAUUAUCCUCGGCUGCCUCCAUACGAUUCUUUUUACACUGAAUUAAAACAAUGUAAUGUUUUAGAAGAAGAACUCAACGCGUAUAAUGCCCUUUUGAUUGACGGGUUUAAUCACAGCGAGGCGUGCAAACAAAUGAACAUUCAUCAGAAACCGUUAUCCGGCGAAGAGAAGUACGAGGAGCUGGAAUUGGUAUGGGCGCGCGAAAAAAUGUCCACGUUUCGCGAUUAUUUAAUUUAUUAUAACAAUUUAGACGUAGAACCAUUCAGGGACGCGGUGCAAAGAUUACUCGACUAUUACAUCGGCGACGGUGUUGAUGUAUUUAAGACAUGCAUUUCAGUUCCGGGUGUAGCGCGACAACUACUGUUUCGAUCGAUGGAAGGUACCGCGCACUUCGCGCUAUUUCGCGACGAGGAUCGGGAUAUUCACGAAAAGAUACAACGCGGUAUCGUCGGCGGUCCGUCAACCGUGUUUAGACGUUACCACGAAAAGGGGGUGACGCGUAUUAGAGACGGGGACAAAACGUGCGAGUGCUUUCUGGGUCUCGAUGCCAACGCGCUUUACUUGGACAGCAUUUCAAAGCCAAUGCCCACUGGUUACUAUGCAGUGAGACGCGAAGAAACGCGAUUUGCACUCGAACGUAAAGACAAAUAUUUAAAAGCUAUCAAGUGGCUUGACUUCGUCGCCGUCUCCGAAAAUCGCGACAUACAACACGUGCUCAACCGAGGUCGCGAGCAUCGCAUAGGGCCAUACCGAGUGGAUGGUUUCGAUUCCGGCACCAACACCGUGUUUGAAUUCGACGGGUGUUAUUACCAUUCACAUCACUGCAUUAAAAAUCUCGACCCCGAGCUGCGGAAGAAACGCGAAGCGCGAAGCGAGAAACGGGAGCGCUAUAUAAAGGAGAGGGGUUACAACAUCCGAAGAAUUUGGGAAUGCGAGUUUGACAAAAUGGCGCGAAUAAAUGACCGACUGCGCGAGCACUGCGAAACUUACAAGCGCGAAACGGAACGAUUAAAACACAUGACCAUGGAUCAAAUCUUGGAUUUCGUGCGCGCGGAAAAGUUGUUCGGUACGAUAGAGGUCGAUUUAGCCGUUCCGCCGCACAUGAAAGACAUAUUUAGCGAAAUGUCGCCAAUAUUUGCUAACGCGCACGUACCGUACGAAUGUAUUGGCGAAUACACACAAGACAUCGGUGAACGUAUAGGUGUAUCCAAAAAACCGCGAAGACUCCUCAUCGGCGGUAUGAGUGCCAGAAAUAUAUUAAUAGCGACUCCGCUCUUGAAAUGGUACUUGGAACACGGGCUGACGGUCUCGCGCGUACACACCGUUAUCGAGUACCAGCCCCGGGCGUGUUUCAAAACGUUUACCGAAGAAAUCAGCGAUGCACGACGCGCGGGUGACAGAGACCCCUCUCUGGCGAUUGUGGCAGAAACGUGUAAGCUAAAAGGAAACGCAUCCUACGGUUCAAUGCUCAUGCGCAAGGAUCGGCACUCCAAUAUAAAAUAUUUAAAUUCGGAGGAUAAGUUAUUCCAGGCCGUUAACGAUAAACACUUUAGGAAACUCGUCGAACUCGGUGACGGACAGUACGAAAUCGAAACUGCUAAAACUCGUGUAAAAAUGGACAUACCUAUUCAAAUAGGCUUUUUCAUUCUUCAGUAUGCGAAACUCCGCAUGUUGUCGUUCUAUUACGACUGUUUGGAUUUAUACUGGGAUCGGCGUGAUUUCGAACUCAUAGCCAUGGAUACGGAUAGCUAUUACUUGGCCCUGUCCGGUACCGACCUUGAAGCGCUGGUACGUAGCAACAUGACGGCGGAAUUCGAGACCGUAAAGUACGAUUGGUUUCCGGAUGACAGAACACCGGAAUCCAAAGCUCAUACGCGACGAACUCCGGGGCUGAUGAAAGAAGAGAUGAGGGGGGACGUUAUGGUUUCGCUUUGUUCAAAAUCGUAUUGUGUGCAACAAAUUUCGGCUUCCGGUAAAAAAUCUAGCAAAAUUAGCUGUAAAGGUAUAAACAAAAGACAGUUGAGACAUCCCAUUGAAUUAUAUAAAGAUGUUCUCUUCAAUAAGGAGGUACGCUCGAAGGUGAAUCGAGGUUUUAGGGUGAUUAAUAAUCAGAUUGUAACUUACACACAGGAAAAGUGUGGUUUCACAAGUUUCUAUCCAAAACGUAAAGUUUUGGAGGAUGGAAUCCGCACGGAACCCUUAGAUUUAGUACUGUAAUUUAUAUAUCAUAGGGUUAUAUGUUUCAGCGAACUCCCGGGACCUUGGUACUGUAAUUUACAUGUCAUAGGGUUAUUCUCUUUAUAUGUUUCAGCGAACUCCCGGGUCCCUGUUUAAUUCGUCCCUGAAAACUUUAGAAGAGUACACCCAUAGGUUAAGCCUCAUGAUUAUGGCGGCAAUACACACAUUUCUUUACAAUCACGAAUAUUAUUUCCUUCAGUUUAAUGACCGUGUCUCUGAAGACUGUUAUGAAGGCAGGAUGGCCGUAGAAGAGUUACACAAUGUGACCUAUCCAAAGUCGCUUGCAUUAUUUAGAUACGCAUAUCCAAAAUAUUGUGAUAUCAUGUUAACUUUAAAUAAAACCUUCCAUUGUAACCUUAUAGAAUUCAGAUACGAUAAUCUUCAGUACUUGGUUGAUGUUUAUGGCUUUCAUAUUCCUGAAUCUGACAGAAGGCUCAUCGGUUUACUUAGAAGACUUGCAACACAAUUUAGCGGCAGUAGACUGCACGAGGCAAUGUAUGAACGUCACGAAAGGAGGGAAUCAUUGGAAUGUUAUUAUGGUUCUGUAAGUGAAGAC
Molecule: messenger RNA, 5457 nt
Organism: Pecten maximus
Lineage: Eukaryota; Metazoa; Mollusca; Bivalvia; Pectinida; Pectinidae
Product: vicilin-like seed storage protein At2g18540
Exons: 4
Coding region: 1062-4880 (1272 amino acids)
Source: RefSeq, a predicted model, not a curated record